UUUGUCGAUAAUUUUUUUUGUUGUGGCCUUUUUUUUCUCUCUUCAAAUAUGAAGGUACUCUAGAAUUUAGAUUUAGUUAUCAGUAGUUUACCUUUCAGAAUUUUAAGAUUCUCAAUGACUGGAUUAUUGCUAAAGGGAUGUAAUACCACACACAACCUGUCAUAUGACCCUGAGCCAAUUCCUGCGACUAGAACUCCUCACAAUCAAAUUAUGGAGGCCGAGUUGAGAAAGAGCCGUGUACAGCUCCAAGAGGACAUCUGGCAAAACAGGGAUACAAGGUCCUCGGCCGUUCAGCUGAUGGACACAGGAUGCUCCGCAGAACGGCGUUACGAUAUUUUGAAAUUCAUUCAGCUGCUGAAAGAAAAUAGUCAGUCUCUGGUACAACUUCAGAAACUUCCUGUAGCAUUCACAGUCUUAGAGAAGUAUGCUCGUCACUUACUGAGGCCUCCCAAAGAUCGUUCAGCUCAGUGGAAACUAAUCAAAUACCAGAAUCCAAUCUUUGCCAACAAAGUGGAUGUUAUUAAGGGAGGCAGAUACGUCAUGCACCAGAUGGGUUACACUUUGGACCUGGGGGACGGGUUGUCAUUCCCUGACGGUGUAGAGCCAAAUCCUAACCAACUGGUCAGUCUGGUGGCGGAUAUCAUACUGGCCAGAGAGGAGCUGGAGACCUACUGCAGAGGAGAACACCCACAUCCCACACAAUUAGAUCCUUUCAUCUCAACCGCAAGGCAUGAGCUGAAUGGUACCUAUGUUACCAGUAAUCUACCUGAUGUUUUACCAACGCCAUUACCAAAAAUGGAAAAGGUGUUGAAAACAGCCCCACCUAUUCCAUCCCGAACGCUGAAACCUCCUUACAGUCCUACUGCAGGUUGGCAGAAUCUAGUCAUCAGCACCUGUGACAUUUGUGGUGAGAACUCCCCUGAGAUGAUCUGCACUAUUUGUGACUCCAAGCAGCUGUGUGUGUCCUGUGAUGAGAAGUGGCAUCGACACCCUAAGAGGCAGUCUCACAAACGAAACCGCCUAAAUGAACCUGAAGUAUCCCAGUCCUCACCUGCUGUAGAUGUCCGUUCAAAUAAGCACAGUACAGCACCACCUAUAGGUAACUCAUUAAGCAUCCAGCCAAGUCAGCCCCGGGAACCCUCCCCGACCCAUUCAGAUGAUUCUUACUACUCCAUUGAAGAAAGUAGUCCUGAAACAAAGGAUUCGACAGGGAGACAAUGUAAUGAAUCUGGAGCAGUUGUGCCAAAUUUGCCAAUUUUCUCAAGUGAUCAAGUGAUGCAUAGUUCGGCUGAUCUUCAGAGAAACUCCAGCCUUGGAGAGGUUGGGGAAGCCAAAGGAGGUCACCAAAGGAGUUCACCAGGAAUGCCAGCUCCAUUACCAGAUGUCUUCUUUACAGAGAACUAUGACUCCCCAAAAGCAGAAGCACAGAGAAAACUGGCCGCCUUGGAGGAUGAAAUAGUUUCAAUGGAGAAGUCCCUGGAGUCAUUGAUAGCUUCAUCGGCCAAUUUUUACAAUGAUCCAAAAUACCUGCAAAUAACACAGUCAAAGGACAUGAAGUUAAGGAAGAAAAUGGAGCUGUUGACUAAAAUCCAGAUUUUGUCUGGAUCAGCGCAGGCAGCUGUGGAGAAACAUAGGUCUCCGAGAUUGGGUGUGGAGCCUAGCAUUGAGCAGCAGGAUGUGUUUUAUCCCCCGUCAGUGUGCAGACAAACUGGCCCUGGAGGACCCCCAGUCAGAUCACAUCUGCCCCUAACUUCCUCCCCGUCCCUGCCAGUCUUCCACUACCCUCCCGCUAAAUCUCACCCACUUGUAGCCAGUCCAUCCUUGUCCCACAUCGGUAUGCCCAGUGCGGUGCAGCAGCCAAAUUCAUCUGGGAGCCUACCGCAUCGACGCCAAGUCCAAGUGGUUGGACACAAGUCAUACUCCACCCUGCCACGUGCUCCGAGUUCUCAGCCCAAGCAGACCCCUGAGAUUCACAUUGGUGCGGGCAGUAGCUGGUCCCCAAAGGUCAACAGGACCCCAAAGAUAAACCUUACUUCAUGGACCAGACUUGACCCAGACCAAAUGGGUGGCAUGGUUGCCCAGGAACAAGGCUCGACUCCUCACUCUACAAAGCAGCAAGUGCCUCACCAGUGGGAAUGUAGCCACUGUACAUACCUGAACAAACCUGGAGCUAACAUUUGCCUGAUAUGUCAUAGGACCAGUGAUGGCCCCCGGCUAGUACCAGAGGAGGUGGAGUUAGGGGAGAAGCCAAGGGAGCCCCACUCCCUGGGGCUACUUACCAGAAAUGUCCACGAGGAGAUUGAACAGGUGGUGUUGGAGAAGAAGGAAGCUCAGAAACGUUUUCUCAUAAUGAUGCAAAAUCCAGAUGACCGCCUAGAGAAGGUGCAGAAUUCUCAGAACUUUGAAGCUGAGACUAAGCUGGAUCCUCAAAUAGAAGAAAAACGCACCCCAAAAUCUGAGUUUCAUUCAGAACUUAGUCACCAAGAGCAGAUUGGUGGGCUGGAGUUUGCAAAUGCUGACUCACUGGAGACAUCGCCAAAUGACAGUGGACUAUCAGCUUCCUCUGCUGGGCUGUCUUGGGAGGGGAGCAGAGACGUAGCACAAGCCCUAGAGGCUGUCAAUCAUCACAGGGCAGCAAAACAGCAACUGGAUGAUGGCAAGAAAGUCAUUGCUUUGCUCAGGGAUGCCGACAAGCUCGGCUUUGUGCCAGAGGAACUACAGAUUGCUUUGGAAAUGUGUGGAAAUAAAAAGCCUGUCGAUUGGUUAAAAGAAAACUGGCAAGAUAUGAUUGACACAGUCAUCGCAUUGGCAACCAGCGAAGGCCAAGCUAGCACCCACAAUGACAUUGGGCAGAUAACAGAUGUGGAGGCGAAAGAGUCAUUGAAAAAGGCAUGGGGAAAUGUCGAAGAGGCCGUGAAAGACUGUGUUAGCAAAAGGAAGAAAAACUUCCAGCAUUUAGUCAUGGAGGGGCCAUUUCCAAGGGAGGCAAUCCUACGUUGUCUGCAUCAAAGGAAGGGAGACGUUGAGAAGGCACUCACAGAUCUUCAGCAAGCUCAGCUGCAGCCUUACCUAGAGCGUAUUUGGCAGAAUCCUAAUAACAGCCAACCAGAAGCAUUGCUGAUGGCAGCAGCCAAUCACGAACAAGACUUGGUGGCCAACAGUGUGAUUAGCCAUGAAGAUUUUCAGGAGAAGGUUCGGGAUGGAGCUGUAGAUUAUGAGCGUCGUGUACGAAUGGUGCUGGUAGAGGGCAGGCUUCAGGGCUGGAUCAGAGCUAAGGCUGUCAUCCACAUCUUCACCCGCCCUGACCAGAACUUUGCUCUCCAGGAUGUGAUUGAGGCUGUGAAGAACUGCGGGGAUGUUGCCAGCUCUCUCGUUUACCUCCAACAGGAAUGUGAAAUCUGCUUCUCCAACUAUCCCAUGAGCAAGAUUCGUAAUUUCACCCACUGUCCGUGUAAGAUCUGCACAGAGUGUUUGACCCAGCACUUGGAGCUAGUCAUCAAGGAGCAGUUCAUCAGGAACUGGGCCUGCCCCGUGUGCCAGAGACCGGAUAUACAGCAGGAUGACCAGGCCGCUCAGGAACAUUUCACCUUCCUAGACAUGCUGCUACCUAUGUUGGUUAGUAGAGAGGUGAGGGAAAUGUUCCAGACCAAGUUAAGGGACUGGAGGCUGAUGCAAGACCCAAACUUCCGCUGGUGUGCUCAUUGUGGCAAUGGGUUUAUCUUCAAUGCUGACCAGCUCAAAAUGGAGUGUACUUCUUGUAAUCAACAUACCUGCUUCAAGUGUAAAAAGCCAUGGGAAGUUCAGCAUGAGGGCUUGUCCUGUGAAGAGUUUGCCCAGUGGAAGUUUGAUAAUAGUCCAGAGAAUCAAGCUACAGGUCUUGCACGACAUCUGGAUCAAAAUGGAAUAGUGUGCCCCAGCUGUAAGAUGCGAUACGCGCUGGCUAAGGGUGGUUGUAUGCAUUUCAAAUGUCCUCAGUGUGGGCACGAGUUCUGCAGUGGCUGUAUGUUACCGUUUAGGAGAGCCGAGAGCUGUAAGCAGUUUCUCUGGUGUCAUAGUCAAGGCCUCCACUGCCAUCACCCCAGGAACUGUUUCUUCUACCUGAGAGAUAAUGAGGUGGAGGAGCUUCAGAAGUUGUUAAAGAAGCAGAAUGUGGAGUUUGAUAUCGCCCCACCCCCAGGUCAGGAAAACACGCGGUUUUGUCCAGUACAGGAACAGAAGGAACUGUCCGAUAGGUGGAAGGAUGAGGCGUGUGGCAGGGAGGUGAAGGAGGGACAUGCAGGCCUCUGCCAACUACACUACAAAGAGUACCUGGUGGACUUGAUCAACAAGAACAACAUAGACCCUGUGGAUAUAAUGGAUGUGGACAAAAUUAAGAAUCUUCUAAUCAAGAUGGAGAAAGCCACACCAGCAAUGGCCAAAAACGAGGGGAGAGCAGUGUACCAUAGGCGUCUCACACGGGUAAGGCCUCAGUACCAUAAACACCUCACACGGGUGAGGGCUCAGUACCAUAAACACCUCACACGGGUAAGGCCUCAGUACCUUAAACACCUCUCACAGGUAAGGCCUCAGUACCGUAAACACCUCACACAGGUAAAGGCUCAGUCCCAUAAACACCUCACGCAGAUCAUGGGGGAGACCACUGCACCUCACCAGGGACUUAUCUUACAGGUAGACUUCAUAUUGCCGGGCAGAUCCUGGAGGAAACUACUGCACCUCAUCAGAUCAUGGAGGAGCCUCUGCACCUUGCAAGCCAAACUCAAUUCAGCAAGUGACAGAGCUGUCUAUAACUAUGCCUCAGCCAAACUCAAUUCAGCAAGUGACAGAGCUGUCUAUAACUAUGCCACAGCCAAACUCAAUUCAGCAAGUGACAGAGCUGUCUAUAACUAUGCCUCAGCCAAACUCAAUUCAGCAAGUGACAGAGCUGUCUAUAACUAUGCCUCAGCCAAACUCAAUUCAGCAAGUGACAUAGCUGUCUAUAACUAUGCCACAUCCAAACUUAAUUCAACAAGUGACAGAGCUGUCUAUAACUACAUGUAUGCCACAGCCAAACUUAAUUCAGCAAGUGACAGAGCUGUCUAUAACUAUGCCACAGCCAAACUCAAUUCAGCAAGUGACAGAGCUAUCUAUAACUAUGCCACAGCCAAACUUAAUUCAACAAGCCACAUAGCUGUCUAUAACUAUGCCACAGCCAAACUCAAUUCAACAAGCCACAUAGCUGUCUAUAACUAUGCCACAUCCAAACUCAAUUCAGCAAGUGACAGAGCUGUUAACAAAUUAUGA
Molecule: messenger RNA, 5280 nt
Organism: Liolophura sinensis
Lineage: Eukaryota; Metazoa; Mollusca; Polyplacophora; Chitonida; Chitonidae
Product: E3 ubiquitin-protein ligase lubel-like
Exons: 23
Coding region: 115-5280 (1721 amino acids)
Biological process (GO): protein linear polyubiquitination
Cellular component (GO): LUBAC complex
Molecular function (GO): zinc ion binding; K63-linked polyubiquitin modification-dependent protein binding; K48-linked polyubiquitin modification-dependent protein binding
Source: RefSeq, a predicted model, not a curated record